AUGUCAGCCCCACCCUUCAAGGUCAAGGCUAUCUUCGAGUACACCUCAGAACACGAGGAUGACCUGAAUUUUCCUGAGGGUCAAAUUCUAACCGUUAUCGAGGCGGAGGAGGCCGAUUGGUAUUUUGGCGUAUAUACGGAUGCUAGCGGGGAUAAAAAGGAGGGCCUCUUCCCAAGGAACUUUGUUGAGAAGUACGAGCCAGAACCUCCUCCUCGACCUACGAGAAGCAGACCAAAAAGCCACAUUGAACCUGCUCCUUCUGCCGUGGCUGCUGCAACUUCUACUCCUGGUUCAGCAGAGCCACCUAAACAAGAAGCUGAAGAGGUACACCCUAGCUCGGCUACCAAGGUUGAGGGCGCAGCUGAGAAGAGUUCGAAACAGUCAAUCGAUGCAGUAUCAAAAUCGACAGGAAUAGGGGCACUUCCUCCGGUCAGCUCUCCUCCACAGGCUUCCGGACAGGUGCCAGCGCCUGCUUCUAGCCUUGAGACGUCCAACGAACCUGAGGCGCAACUAGCGCCCAAAGGUUCUCAAGCUGCUCCCAAGUCAGAGCCAGUGGCAUCGACUAAGCCACCUCCCCCUGCAGUUGCUGAGAAGCCAGCGGGUAGCUCAUUCAAGGAUCGAAUUGCAGCCUUUAACAAACCUGCAGCGCCGCCAAUCGCACCUUUCAAGCCGGGAGGAACGGGCUCUUCGGGGGCAAGCUUCAUCAAGAAGCCCUUCGUCGCUCCACCGCCGAGCAAAGAUUCUUUCGUUCCUCCACCACGUGAGCCUCCGCCGCAGAAGACCUAUCGACGGGAGGAGGAUCCAGAAGCUGUCGCAAAACACGAGGAAGCCUCAGUUCCUAAACCGGCCCCUGUUUCCGACUUAAGAUCUAGUGAUGCGCCUCAAGAACAGCAAGAGGACCAGCCAAAGCCUACGACGCUCAAAGAACGCAUUGCUCUCCUCCAGAAGCAGCAGCUAGAGGCACAGACUCGCCAUGCUGAGGCUGCGCAGAAGAAGGAAAAAGCGAAACGACCGCCUCCCAAAAAGAGAGAGGAGUCCUACGAGGAGCCGGGUGUUGUCUCUGGUGGUGAAGCUCCAGAGCCCGAAUCCUUACCUAGUCCUGGUACAACCCGCAAGCCAUCUAUGGACAUUGGCGCGGAGGAAGUGCCCAGUCCAGCUGCUAGAAGAAAAUCUUGGAGAUCCUCCCAGCAUCUGGCCAGUCCAGACGUUCAACCAAAAGAGUUCUUCAGUGAUGCGAACGAUGCCGAUCAGUCUGCUGCAGGAGAGACCACUGAAGAUGCCGGAGAGACAUCGACCGGACGAGACACCAGCGAUGAAAAGCCCCAUGCCAGGCCUCACGUACCACCUGUCCGUGCUCCUGAGGCACCGGCCCAUGAGACCGACGUCGGCGACGAAGAAGAUAAUGCUGAUGAGGAGGAAGAAGGGGAAGAGGAAGAAGAGGAGGAUAUUGAUCCGGAGAUCAAACGUCGGAUGGAGAUUCGCGAGCGCAUGGCAAAGAUGAGCGGGGGCAUGGGCAUGCACGGCAUGUUCGGUAUGCCUAUGGGAAUGCCUCCAGUUCCGAGCGCUGGAGGAGCAACCAAGAAACCAAAGCCCCCCGCCGAGAGAAGAAAGAGUGAACAUGAGCCAUCUUCUCCUGCUCUGCACGCUCCGCCCGUGCCAAUCAUGCCUAUUCCUGGAAUGCAACGGCCAAAAAGUCCCGAGCCAAAGCCUGAGCAACCUGAAGUGGAGAAGGAAGAGGAGCCGGAGCCAAGUCUUGCCGCACAGCGGGCGCCAGAAGAGGUGGCUGAUAUUGAGGAUGUCGAGAAGAAGGCCGAGACGGAAGACGAGACCCCUCCACCUGUGCCUCCUCACACAACCGGAAGAGCCGCUCCACCCCUUCCGCCUGUUCCUCAUGAAGAUCAUUCUGUUCCGGUUCCUCCGCAUUCAGCUCGUCGGCCAUCACUUCCCCCUCCGAUCCCGAGUGGUAGACCUGCCCCUCCACCACCGCCCAUUGAGUCUCGGCCAGCACAACCUCCCCCUCCCCCUCCGACUGGCCCUCCUCUAUCGCCCAGCGCUGGUUCGGAAUCCGACGACGAAUUGUCGAUGCACGCUCGAAGACUGUCUUUGAAGACAUCAGGUGUACCUCCACCUCCGACUCGUGCAGCUGAUGCUGCUCUGUCUUCUGGAGCUGCAACCGAUCAACCGAAAUCAUUCCCUUCUGGACCAAUAUCACCAACCACUCCACCCGCCGAAAGUCGAAGAGCAAGCCGUGUUCCUCCUCCAAUUCCCAUAGCCAGCCCAAUGUUGCCUGCUGCGCCGGCCCAAAGCCGUCCGCCACCGCCACCUCCGCCGACUGGUGCGCCGCCGAGCCGACAGCCUACGGGGAAUCUAACAACGACAACGAGCUCUGUUAUCCAGGACCGACAAGGAGCUGAAAGUGAAGAAGAAGAAUCAGAGUACGAUGGUGAUUACGACACGGAUAUUGCGCCAACUGCUCCUCACAAAGACGCACUGAAGUCUAAGGAUCGCGAACACAGCGUCGAUCGACAUGCCUCUGUGGACUCGGCAGCGAUUCCAUCCCAGCCACCGCCUCCGAUCCCACCUACCGCCGCUCCUCCUCGUGCUGUUCCGCCGCCGCCUCCAGUCCAGCCACCAAAACCAGCUCGCCAAUCGGUGGACAUGCCGCGCGCCCCUCCACCGCAUAUUCCUCUAUCACCACCGCAGACUGGUACCGGCGGGGAGGAGGACGAGGAGUAUGAUCCUUUCCGAUACAACGCGCCAACCCACGGAGUUCCUUCAGUACCAAGCAGAGCGGUGCCUGAGCCCUCAUCACACCCGCCACCCGCACCUCCGGCCGCCGAGGAGGAAGAAGAGGAAGAAGAUCUGUACUCUGCACCGCCUCAACCGCCAUCAUCGUCACGGCGUUCCAUGCAGAUCCAGUCACCUGUAUCUCCGCCCCCAGCGCCUCUUCACCACCCUCAGCACCCUCACUCUCCGGCUGCACCAUCUACAUUCCCCCCUCCUCGGCAAUCCUUGGAUGUACAACGCGGCGGAAGUGUUGGAGGCGGCCGUAUGUCCAUGGACAUGUCUCGACCAUCGGCUGACCAUGAAUACAUUGCCUCUGACAUCGACCUUGGCCAGAGCAGCCAAUGGUGGGCACGACCGAACAUGCCACCUCCCGUAUUUCAGAACCGACGGGACUUGACCUAUGAGAUUGAAGAAGCCAGUACGCCUAAACGCGGCGGCAAAACCGUAGUGUCCAAAGACGUGUACGUGCUCUUCAUCGACUACUCGCAGACCAUUAUCACAGCUCGCUUCGAUACCACCAAUCCCUCCGAUGUCGUCCUUGAACAGCGUCAUGAACCACCCCCGUCCAAGCUCCGGCAGGAUCAGCUGGAGGACGCCCAUAUCAAUAUCGGGCAGCGCAUUUCCGACGCUGUGUCCAGCAAGCAAAACACCAUCGUUGGAGAUGGGACUCCACAAGCACUCAUCCUCGACCUUUUCAACGUUCUCGGCGACGCUGUCUUGCCCCCCGUUGGCACACGUGCGUACGGAGCAGUCGUCUAUGCCAACCUCGCCAACGCCUCCGUACAGCAGUUUGACGAAAUUCGCCCAGGCGAUAUUGUGACUUUCCGUAAUGCUCGGUUCCAAGGCCACAAAGGCACCAUGCAUCAAAAGUACAAUGCCGAAGUCGGCAAGCCUGAGCACGUUGGCGUCGUCGUCGACUGGGAUGGAACCAAGAAGAAGGUCCGCGCCUGGGAACAAGGCCGCGAAAACAAGAAAGUCAAAAUGGAAAGCUUUAGAGUAGCAGACUUGCGCAGUGGAGAGGUCAAGGUCUGGAGAGUCAUGCCUAGAUCUUGGGUCGGAUGGGGUCGUUGA
Xylona heveae TC161 is the source of this 3858-nucleotide messenger RNA. RefSeq lists its product as hypothetical. The transcript is spliced from 3 exons. The record is from RefSeq and is a predicted model, not a curated record. Gene Ontology annotation, molecular function: protein binding. Gene Ontology annotation, biological process: protein transport to vacuole involved in ubiquitin-dependent protein catabolic process via the multivesicular body sorting pathway. Bases 1 to 3858 code for a protein of 1285 amino acids. Lineage: Eukaryota; Fungi; Ascomycota; Xylonomycetes; Xylonales; Xylonaceae. Gene Ontology annotation, cellular component: ESCRT-0 complex.